Messenger RNA from Fulvia fulva, 618 nucleotides. RefSeq lists its product as uncharacterized. The transcript has 2 exons. The record is from RefSeq and is a predicted model, not a curated record. Lineage: Eukaryota; Fungi; Ascomycota; Dothideomycetes; Mycosphaerellales; Mycosphaerellaceae. The coding region runs from base 1 to 618 and encodes 205 amino acids.
AUGUUAGACGUCCAGCCGGAAGGUAGCAGCUAUAAUGUAGAAAGCUCUGUCUUUGUGUUCUGGUUCUAUCUAAGGCAGCAAGCAGAGAACCCAUUCACAACAUCCAAGGAACCUCAACGCACAGACCAACCUGCUGGUUUCGCACUGCAGAUGCCAAAGAUCGACAUUUUGUCCGUGGCGAACCCAAUGCGACCUCAAGUCAAGAAAGAGUCCUCCAUUCCGACCGUACCUCCACCUCCACCACCAGCGCCGCCAGAGCCUAAAACCCCCCAUGCACAGCACCAAGGAGAAGCAGGAGAGUCCACCAGCAUGUACCAGGUCGGUACUGCAGCGGAGGUGGCAAGGGCAAGUCUAGAUGGCAGCUCGGACGAUCCAGCAACACUGCUAGCGGCGAUGCAGCAAUUGGCGCAGGAGAGAUUGGAAAUCUGUCAAGAGAUGAAGGAAAUUAACACGCAGCUCGGGGACCAGGUUCGGAAGCUCGGGACGAUGCAUGAGGAGCUCAUGGAGGAACAGGGGAGAUGUGUCGGCAGAGGGGCCGGAGCGUUCGUUGGGGGAAUGAUAGUUGGCAUGGCGUUGUUCUUGGUGGUUGAGAGGUGGAUGGGUUGCUCGAGUAAGUGA